CUCCUCCAUCGAUCCGCCCUGAGACUCUGGGCUGGACUCGCACUCUCACCAGCCGCGGCUCAUUCUUCCCCCUCCAAGAUGGAGGCCUUAGGGGGCUACCCUGCCAAGUCCUCCAACCCGAAAGCGAAGAAGCUGACGGUGCUGCUGAGCAUGACGGUCGGUGUGGGGUGUUUAUUCCUCCUGCAGACGCAGCUGGCGAAGCCCAGAAAACCUGCCGACUUUUACUCCUUCGAGGUGAAAGACGCGAAGGGCAGGACGGUGUCUCUGGAGAAGUACCGAGGGAAAGCUUCUCUGGUUGUAAACGUGGCGAGUCACAGCGAGCAGACGGAGCUGAACUACAGGUCCCUGCAGGAGCUGCACCGGGAGCUGGGCACCUCGCACUUCAACGUCCUGGCCUUCCCCUGCGGACAGUUCGGGGACACGGAGCCCGGGACGAGCCGGGACAUCGAGGCUUUCGCCAAGGCCACGUACGGGGUCACCUUCCCCUUCUUCAGCAGGAUCAAAAUAAUGGGCUCAGAGGCGGACCCCGCCUUCAGAUUCCUCACAGAUUCCGUCCAGAAAAUCCCAAAGUGGAACUUCUGGAAGUUUCUGGUGAAUCCGGAGGGGAAGGUGGUCCGCUUCUGGAGGACGGACGAGCCCAUGGAGAGCGUUCGUCAAGCCGUCACAUCACUGGUGCGAGAAAUCAUCCUGAAGAAACGGGUGGAGCUAUGAUGGAGGUCGUUGACAGACGCCGGACACGUCUGUGCGUGAGACGCCGGUGUUUCCCGUGUUUCGACAGCAGAGGAGGGACUGAACUCUGAACUGUGACAGCGAGCGUGGUGGGGCGACGUGUCGCUCCAGGAACAGUCAGGAUGCAAAGAUCCACUAGUGCUGAGAGAGUGUUUGUCUGUGUGCAUGGGGACCAUCCUGUGGUUAAUAGUGACAGUCAUGACGAACAUUCCUGAUAAUGACCACUGCUGCUGCAGCUGAAGGAUCGUUUAACCAUACAAGUGUUUGAUUCUGCAAAUGUUCAGUUUGGCUAAGUUGUACCAUCUAAUUCUGAUGUUUAUAUUAAAUUCCAGCACAUUA
Acanthopagrus latus (yellowfin seabream) is the source of this 1068-nucleotide messenger RNA. It is a transcript of the gene gpx8, whose product is annotated as glutathione peroxidase 8 (putative). Bases 79 to 711 code for a protein of 210 amino acids. Gene Ontology annotation, biological process: response to oxidative stress. The transcript has 3 exons. The record is from RefSeq and is a predicted model, not a curated record. Lineage: Eukaryota; Metazoa; Chordata; Actinopteri; Spariformes; Sparidae. Gene Ontology annotation, molecular function: glutathione peroxidase activity.